GGCAGGCAAAUCUUCGACUUGUGCGACAGUUCUCAUACAACUCUUUAGUCUACGGUUCAACAUGGCUCUCAAAGCACUUGUCGGGCAAAAGAUUAUGAAUGAGGUGAUCCGGUACCGGUCAAAGGGAAAGGAUAAAAUAGAAUGGCGAGUUCUUGUGGUCGACCAGUUGUCUAUGCGCAUGGUGUCAGCAUGCUGCAAAAUGCACGACAUCUCUGCAGAAGGCAUCACUUUGGUGGAAGACAUCCACAAGAAGAGGGAGCCACUGUGCACCAUGGACGGCAUCUACCUCAUCACUCCAUCUGAAAAAUCAGUCCAUGCACUCAUCAAUGACUUCUCGGUGGGAAACCGCAUCAUGUACAGGGCUGCCCAUGUCUUCUUCACUGAAGCUUGUCCCGAUGCACGAUUUGACGAAUUAUCUCGUAGUCCUGUAGCUAAAUAUAUCAAAACAUUAAAGGAAAUCAACAUUGCUUUUAUUCCCUAUGAACAACAGGUGUUCUCCCUGGAUUCGCCUGAGACAUUCCAGUGCAUGUACAACCCAGCGCUGGCCCAGACUCGCAAUGCCAACAUGGAGCGCAUCGCCGAGCAGAUCGCCACCCUCUGCGCUACUCUCGGAGAGUACCCCUCAGUACGAUACCGCAGUGACUGGGAACGCAAUGUCGAACUCGCUCAGCUAAUCCAACAGAAGCUUGAUGCAUACAAGGCCGACGAGCCGACCAUGGGCGAAGGGCCAGAGAAGGCUCGCUCUCAACUGCUGGUCAUUGAUCGCGGUUUUGAUUGCGUGUCGCCCCUACUUCAUGAGCUGACUCUUCAGGCCAUGGCUUACGAUCUCUUGCCAAUUGAAAAUGAUGUCUACAAAUAUGACUCGUCUGGAAACAUGAAGGAAGUACUGCUGGAUGAGAACGACGAGCUGUGGGUGGAACUGCGACACCAGCAUAUUGCUGUCGUAUCCACGUCAGUCACCAAGAACUUGAAGAAGUUCACUGAAUCCAAACGCAUGGGCGGAGGAGACAAGCAGUCCAUGCGCGAUCUCUCCCAGAUGAUCAAGAAGAUGCCUCAGUACCAAAAAGAGCUGUCCAAGUACGCCACACAUCUGCGCCUCGCUGAAGACUGCAUGAAGGCCUACCAAGGCUACGUCGACAAACUCUGCAAAGUUGAACAGGAUCUUGCUAUGGGCACAGACGCUGAGGGCGAGAAAAUCAAGGAUCACAUGAGAAGCAUUGUGCCUGUGCUUCUUGAUCAGGCAGUGAUCAACUUCAACAAGAUGCGUAUCAUCGCACUAUACAUCAUGUCCAAGAACGGCAUCUCUGAGGAGAACUUGAACAAACUGGUGACACAUGCGCAACUUGAACCCUCUGACAAGCAGACCUUGCUUAACCUUGCCAACUUGGGACUCAAUGUCGUGGUUGAUGGCAACAGAAAGAAGCAAUAUCAAGUACCCAGGAAGGAGAGGAUCACUGAGCAAACAUACCAAAUGUCAAGGUGGACACCUGUGAUCAAGGAUAUCAUGGAAGACGCGAUUGAAGAUAAGCUGGACCAACGUCACUUCCCAUUCUUGGCUGGUCGCGCCCAAACUUCAGGAUACCAGGCACCCACUAGCGUGCGCUACGGACACUGGCAUAAGGACAAGGCGCAGCAGACUAUUAAGAACGUGCCGCGACUGAUUGUCUUCGUUGUUGGAGGUGUCUGCUUCUCUGAAAUUCGCUGCGCGUACGAGGUGACUGCUGCGCUUAAGAACUGGGAGGUGAUUAUCGGCUCGUCCCACAUACUGACCCCUGACAACUUCCUGUCAGACCUCAGCUCUCUAACCGCCUAAAUCCGGAACGCUUGAGAAGCCGGCUAUUACAUUACAGAAAUUCAUAAAGUGAAUGCCUAACUUGUUUUGAGUUGUCGAAGCUAGCGAAAUGUCUAGGCCCAUUACAUUGAAACACAUCAGUUUAUGUAUGUAUUACAUAAAAUUUGCAGUGUUGCAACACUUCGACUCUUUUAUUGUGAUAUCAGCAUUAUAGUGACUAUGCUCUUGUUUAUGGCAGAACUUAAUUUAUUUUAAGGGCCAAUUUUACUUUAAAACCGCUUCUAAUUACAAGCACUACCAUCUGACACAGACAGAAUGGUUGUUUCUGAAUACAAAUCGUGUGUGUACUAUAACCACUCUAACGUCCGGCCCGCGCGACCGUUUAUCUCUCUAACGUCCAGCCGCGCACGGCAUCUGAACCGCGCGCGACUCGCAAGUUCGUCGUAACAAAAAACCUAUAUAGCUACUGAACCGUAAUGCCUAGAAUAAAGAAAAGAAUACCAAAAAAAAGAUUGAAGAAUACUGAUCAAUCUUAACGAUUUUUUUAAAUCUUUAGUUAAUCUUUAAAAUACAAUAAAACGGGUUAAACAUGAAACACAGAAAAAAAACAGAAUUAUUUCUACCUUUUUAGAAUAUACGGCACAACUAUUGCAUAUUUUAUCAAUAAAAUAUUUUUACAACAAACUAGACUCAUUACCCUUUCUUUUGAUGUAUAUAUGAUUAUAUUCGGUUAACUCUAAGUAUUGUAAUUAAAUCGAAAGAAAACACUACUCGUAAUUUUACACAUCAAAAAACCUGAGGAACACAUUGACAUUAUUAUGGAAUCUUCAAUGAAUUUAGUAUAUUUCUCUUUGAAAAAUGUAUUAUUUUGCUUAUUACGAAAUGUAUUUCGAUAUUUUAUAUACUAUUGUAAUGCAAAGUAUGUAAUAUAUGUAUAAACAAAACUAAAAGUGGCCAACACCAGACCGGCCAUUUUUUUCGAAACAACAAUCGUUUGAAGUUAAAAUUAGACUAGAUUUAUCAGCUAAAACUGUGAUAUUUACACAUCAUCGUAAAGCACAAAUCUUCUAGUUUAUUUUGAUGUAUAACACUUGCAAGAUAAAUUAAACAAAACUGUAGUAUUUACGACAUAAUUGUUGGAACUCACAAAAACACUUCAAAAACGAGUCAACUAACUUUAAAAAUUUAUAUUUUGUUUGUCAAAGCAUAUUACAACGCCAUGUCUUAUUUUUUCGUCGAACAAUUUAUUCAGCUGUAUAGAUAAUCAGUCAAAACUCACCAAACAAGACCGUAUUUUAAACUAGAGGGAGUUAAACAGAACUCGUCACUUUGGAAACUAUAGUAUCCAUGGACGUAUGACGCUCCUUUUUUUGGAUACCGUGCUAUCCAUGGACGUUAGAGUGGAUAAAUAACUUAGUAUAUUUUAAAAUUUAAGAUCAGAGUGCAAAAGUGCUUUAUUAAUAAUUAUGUUUUAUCUUUCAUAUUACGUUUUGUUGUAUAGCAGAAUGAUCAAAAUAUUUAUAUUGUUGACAUUUAUUUAAAAGUAAUUAUAUAAUUAUUGGAAUUAUUAGUUUGUAAGAGUUUUCAAUUGUAUUAUUUUGUUGAUAGGAAUGUUAAACAUUACAUGGCAUGGUUUUGCGUAAUAUUAAUAUCGACUGAUUCAAACAACAUGCUAUUGUUAAACUAUGGUACAUUAAAAUUUCUAUUGAGAUAAUAUUUUGAAAGUGUAGACGUAGUUCUAAAUAUAAAUUGUUUACUAAAUUAUAGUGAGUACAAUGUCUUUUAUCAUGUGUGUGUUUACUAGUUGUAAAAUUCGCUUCCAAAUACCGUUGUGCAGUUUAUUUAAUGCCAAAUGCUAGAAUCUUACAAGUAUUACUGUAGAGAUAAUUUGUGGGAAGAACUCUGUUAUUCAAAAAGUGCACCUUUGAUUACUCUGUUCAGCGCACUACGGUCGAUGGCACACGGGCGCGUCGACUUGAUGUAAUUCACGACACUAGACUUACUCAACUAUUAUACUUAUCUAUGAUAUUAUGCUGCGUGUUUGCUAUUCAUAAUAAGAACCGUUACGUUUACAUUCCAGACUUCCUCUAAUAUAGUCGUUAGACAAUCUUUUACUCUUGAAAUUAUUUAGUAUUUACCUCUUACAUCGUCUGUACUAAGUUAGGUACGUUUAACGUAUUGGUGAUUUACAAUUUUAACCUAAGAUAUCAAGUAGAAUGUUCUAGAUAGGUAUUACGAUCACAAUGUCAUUCAACAUAAUGAAAUAUAGUUCACUGUUGAAAUAAUAUCGAACUUGUAUGUUGGUCUCAUCUUAAUCUGGCCAUUAUAAAAUAUGUAAUCUAUAAAUUUUCAUAAAUUGUGUGUUAUUGAAGGAUUGUGCAAUUAUGUAGGAAGUAUUCGUGUUACUAGCCAGUCAAAUCAUAAAUAUCAGUAUUUAAUUGUUAACAAUUUCAUUAAAUUAUUUAAUCAUUAUUAAAUAA
Messenger RNA from Spodoptera frugiperda (fall armyworm), 4272 nucleotides. RefSeq names its product protein ROP (gene Rop). Gene Ontology annotation, biological process: intracellular protein transport; vesicle-mediated transport; neurotransmitter secretion. Gene Ontology annotation, cellular component: plasma membrane; secretory granule. Gene Ontology annotation, molecular function: syntaxin binding. Bases 62 to 1813 code for a protein of 583 amino acids. The transcript has 15 exons. Lineage: Eukaryota; Metazoa; Arthropoda; Insecta; Lepidoptera; Noctuidae. The record is from RefSeq and is a predicted model, not a curated record.